Messenger RNA from Tuber aestivum (summer truffle), 2798 nucleotides. The record is from the annotation of a GenBank genome assembly. Lineage: Eukaryota; Fungi; Ascomycota; Pezizomycetes; Pezizales; Tuberaceae.
CUUUUGACAUGGAUUUUGAUCGGCUGGUCUAUGGCUGGCAUGCUGCUCUAUGUUUGGGAUAUCCCAUCCACCUCUACCGAGGAGUUGCAGUGAGAGCGAAAGGUUUUUGGGAGCAUAACCUACGGAUUCCGGUAGGUACAUCCAGAGUCAAACGAAGAAGCACCUAGGUGAUCUCGUGCUAUCUAUGUCUAGAGACCCAGGUUAACAGAGGGUUCCAACAAGGUCUCUCCUGAAAGUUUCCCAGGGACAAAACUGUCUUCAACCCAAAAUAGCCAAGGCAAUUCCUUGUUCCAUGCAUGUUCGAGAUUCCCCCAAUCGCUAUCAUUUCCAAGCUACGAUCUCCGUCUCGAACUACCCUGGAGUCUAGUAUUUCACCAAGAUAUUCAGAUUUCUGGGCCCCCGCAGCAUUUGGCUCUGUCGAUUAAAUCCCAUCAAGCGAAGAUCUACACUGCGCAACCAUACUAUGCCUUAUCACAAGCAUAAAAAUCUCCCCAUGAGUACGGCGCGCUGCCCGUUCCUCGUUCCCCAUCCUUCUACAGCAGCAUUUCCGCCACCUUUGAGCCAGGCGAGGAGCAAUAAUGGCCACCAAUGGCACCUCUAACUAGUAUAAGAGACCUCUGUUCUUCUCCUCCCGACCCCCCUCAUCAGCAACAGCCCCAAGGAUAGCCUACGGUCAUCCCUCACCUUGAGCCCUUCAUUUGCGAGCCUCACUAUCUCUCCAUAAUGGCCCCACCCCAUGCCGACGAUCAGCACUUUGCAGGCUCCGCCUACCCGCCAAACUGGAUUCCAGUGGUGGAGAAGCCCCUACACACCCCAAAACGACUGAGAAUCGUUACUGUAGGUGCUGGGUAUUCUGGGUUGAUGCUUACGUACAAGAUUCGAGACCAGUUCAAGUACGGGGACUUUAUGGACCACGUUAUCUAUGAGAAAAAUGUAAUCUCCCCCGGUGUCACUUGUUAUAGUUCUAAUUAGCCUCUCCGUAGCACGAUAUUGGGGGGACGUGGCUUGAGAACAGAUACCCAGGUACACCCCCAAGACCAAUAUUCCCCUAUCCUUCCUAUGGGGCACUAACAGGAAGCCUUUUCCGGUCAGGGGUUGCCUGUGAUGUUCCUGCGCAUAUAUACACCUUCUCAUGGGAGCCUAAUCCAGACUGGAGCGAGUUUUAUGUGGGUGGAGAAGAGAUCUUCCAAUACAUGAAGCGCACUACGGCGAAAUACGACCUUGCAAGGGAUGUUAUUUUCAACUCCAAGGUUACGGAGGCCAUCUGGAACCAGGGGAGAGGGAAAUGGGAGCUCAAGAUUGAGCAGGAGGGACGAUUCAUCUGGGACGAAUGCGAUAUUUUUAUAAACGCCUCAGGGAUCUUGAAGUGAGCUACCCCCCCUCCUACCCUCGAUCAAUUUCUAACCUGAUAAAAGCAAGUGGAAGUUUCCAUCCAUUGAAGGAAUAAAUUCUUUCCAGGGGCAUUUGGUGCAUAGUGCAAAAUGGUGAGCUUAGGUGUCGUUUGUUUGAAUUCAGGUGCUACAUAAGUACUGACGCUUUCCAGGGAGGAUAAUUAUGACUUUUCUGGAAAGAGAGUUGGUAUCAUUGGAAACGGCUCUUCUGCGAUCCAGAUCGUCCCCAAACUACAGAAAGUAGUUGGACACCUGGUAAACUUCAUGCGUACCCCAACCUGGAUCAGCGCGACAUACUCUUCCGAGUUUCUUCCCGAUGGAAAGAACUUCUAUUGUAAGACUCGUUUAACUUCCUCUCAUAAGAAUCCCUCCAUAACCUUUCGACGACCAGAUACAGAAGAGAAAAAGGCCGAAUUCCGGAACAAUCCCAAGAUGUUAGCCGAGUAUCGCAAAAAAAUUGAGAACGGCUUCAACAAAUUUUUCUACGCCCUUCUCAACGACUCCCCUGCCCAAGCUGCUGUGACGGAGCAGUAUACGCGGAUUAUGUCUGAACGCCUCGGUAACAACCCUGAGCUCAUCAAGAAAUUCAUACCAAGUUGGCGCGUUGGUUGCCGUCGUCUCUCUCCCGGAGAAGGGUAUCUAGAGGCCCUGCAGGCUCCCAAUGCGAAAUAUACAUGGGAUGCCAUCGAACGCAUUACCGAGAAGGGUAUCGUGACAUCCGCUGGCGAAAUCGAGCUCGAUGCGAUCGUGUGCGCCACGGGUUUCGACGUCUCUUUCAUGCCCCAGUGGAGAAUGCGAGGGCUCAACGGCUCUACAUUGGACAAAUGGCGGGACGACCCCGAGGGAUACUUGGGAAUAUUCGCCCCCAACAUGCCCAAUUACUUCAUCGUUAACGGGCCCAAUUGCCCCGUCGGACACGGCUCACUUCUCUCUGUCAUGGAGUGGACAACAGAGUACAUUAUCCGCUGGGCAAAAAAAAUGGCCUCCGAGGAUAUCAAGCAAGUAGCCCCAACCCCCCCAUCCCCCAUCCAUUUUUAUUCUUAUUUCCUUAUUCCUUUUUUUCUUUCUUAAAAAAAAAAGAACAUUCUAACAGGAUUCUCCAGAGCCGUGAUAGUAAAACCUGACGUAGUCCGGGAAUGGAAUGUGUACGCCCAAGAAUAUCUCAAGCGCACUGUCUGGACGAGUGGUUGCCGCUCUUGGUACAAGAAUGGCAGAACCGAAGGGAAGGUCACGGCAACAUAUCCCGGUAGCGUCAUCCACUACAAAGAAGUCCUAGAAACUAUCCGUGGUGAAGACUUUGACAUCCAGUAUUCUGAACACAAGAACAGAUUUGGCUUCAUGGGGAAUGGUUUGGCGGCCCUUGAGAUGAACGAGGAUGCGGAUUUGGCGUUUUACAUGUAUAAGUGA